GGUUUCGAGAUCUGAAACGUUGGAAGCCUUGUGAAGUGCUUAGCACAGAGCCUGGAAGUGGAAGCGACUGUUAUUAUUUUUCAGCGCAAUCAGCCCACCCCCACCCCCGCCACCAGCAUCUCUGCCGGGUACCAGUCCACGACAGCCUGGCCAGGCCUUCUGCGCCGGGCCGUGACCCUGGAAAGCGGGUCAGACUCUAUAGACAAGGCAGCAUGCGCGGGUGGGCUUUCUUGGCGCGCGGCUGCCCGCGUUUCCCCAGGGCCUCGGGAUAGUCGAAGAACUCACUUUGGAGGAGGGGAAGGAGCCUGAAGAGGCUCUUUCGAUCUGAGACACCCCCUCCCGGAGAAUUCGCCCUCCCGCCCCCCGCACCAGCCCAGCACGGAGUGAAAUCUUAGAAGCCGCCGCGGCUAGGUUUGAACGGAAUGCAGGAGUCGGUGGAAAGCCGGAGCUGGUCCGCCCGAAGACUAGCCGCUUGAAGAGAAGCUGCCAUCCAAGAAGACGACAUGCUUUCAGCAACCCCCCUGUAUGGGAACGUCCACAGCUGGGUGAACAGCGAGAGGGUCCGCAUGUGUGGCAUCAACGAAGACAGGAAGAUUCCUGUAAAUGAUGGUGACACUUCAAAAGCCAGACUGGAACUGAGGGAAGAAAAUCCCUUGAACCACAACGUGGUGGACGCCACCCCGGCUCAUCGGAUCGAUGGCCUGGCCGCACUGGGAAUGGACCGCAGCGGCCUGAUCCGGGAAGGCCUCCGCGUCCCCGGGAACAUCGUCUAUUCCAGCUUGUGCAGCCUGGGCUCCGAGAAAGGUCGGGAGGUUGCCGCUGGCACCCUAGGCAGCCUGGGGUUUUCUUCGGAGAGAAACCCAGAGAUGCAGUUCAAACCGAAUACCCCCGAGACGGUGGAGGCUUCGGCCGUCUCCGGAAAGCCCCCGAAUGGCUUCAGUGCUAUAUACAAAACUCCCCCUGGAAUACAAAAAAGUGCUGUGCCCACAGCGGAAACGUUGGGCUUGGAGAGGCCCGUGGGUGACAAACAGAGCCCACUGAACAUCAACGGUGCUAGUUAUCUGCGGCUGCCCUGGGUCAAUCCUUACAUGGAGGGCGCCACGCCAGCCAUUUACCCUUUCCUCGACUCGCCAAAUAAGUAUUCACUGAACAUGUAUAAGGCGUUGCUACCUCAGCAGUCGUACAGCUUAGCCCAGCCGCUGUAUUCUCCAGUGUGCACCAACGGGGAGCGCUUUCUCUACCUGCCACCACCUCACUACGUGAGCCCCCACAUCCCGUCGUCUUUGGCUUCGCCCAUGAGGCUCUCGACGCCAUCAGCCUCCCCGGCCAUCCCCCCUCUCGUCCACUGCCUGGACAAAAGCCUCCCGUGGAAGAUGGGAGUCAGUCCCGGGAACCCUGUUGACUCCCAUGCCUAUCCCCACAUCCAGAACAGUAAACAGCCUAGGGUGCCCUCAGCCAAGGCGGUCGCCAGCGGCCUGCCUGGGGAUGCAGCUCUCCUGCUGCCCCCCUCGCCCCGCGUCCACCUUCCCACCCAGCCCACCGCGGACACCUACUCGGAAUUCCACAAGCACUACGCCAGGAUCUCCACCUCCCCUUCAGUUGCCCUGUCGAAGCCCUACGUGGCGGUCAGCAGCGAGUUCCCCACGGCCCGGCUCUCCAAUGGCAAGUACCCCAAGGUUCUGGAAGGGGGUGAAAGUGCCCAGCUGGUCCCCGGGCACGCCCGGAAAACGGCGGUCCAAGACAGAAAAGAGGGCAGCUCACCUCCCCUGUUGGAGAAACAGGCGGUUACCAAAGACAUCACUGAUAAGCCCCUGGACUUGUCUUCUAAAGUGGUGGACAUGGAUGCUUCCAAAGCCGACCACGUGAAAAAGAUGGCGCCCACGGUCCUGGUUCACAGCAGAGCUGGAAGUGGCUUAGUGCUCUCUGGAAGUGAGAUCCCGAAAGAAACGCUCUCGCCUCCAGGAAGCGGCUGUGCUAUCUAUAGAUCUGAAAUCAUCAGUACAGCUCCCUCAUCCUGGGUGGUGCCCGGGCCAAGUCCGAAUGAAGAGAGCAACAGCAAAAGCAUGCAGCUGAAAAACAAGGCGUUAGACUGGGCCAUCCCGCAGCAGCGGAGUUCCUCAUGCCCCCGCAUGGGUGGCACAGAUGCCGUCGUCAGUAGCAUCUCGGGCUUGGUGUCGAGCGCGGGCCGUCCAGCCUCCGCCUCGCCAGCUCCGCCAAACGCCAAUGCUGAUGGCACCAAGAUGAGCAGGAGCUCGGUGGACACCACCCCGUCCGUCAUCCAGCACGUGGGCCAGCCCCCAACCACGCCUGCCAAGCACAGCAGCGGCUCCGGCAGCAAGGGUGCCAAAGCCAGCAACCCGGAACCGAGCUUCAAAGCGAGCGAGAACGGCCUCCCACCAAGCUCAAUAUUUCUCUCUCCCAACGAGGCAUUCAGGUCCCCACCGAUCCCCUACCCCCGGAGUUACCUCCCUUACCCAGCCCCUGAGGGCAUCGCCAUCAGCCCUCUCUCCCUACACGGCAAAGGACCAGUCUACCCCCACCCGGUCUUGCUCCCCAAUGGCAGUCUCUUUCCCGGUCACCUCGCCCCAAAGCCUGGGCUGCCCUAUGGACUGCCCACGGGCCGCCCAGAGUUUGUGAGCUACCAAGAUGCACUGGGCCUGGGCAUGGUGCAUCCCAUGCUGAUACCACACACGCCCUUAGAGAUGGCUAAAGAGGAGAAACCGGAGAGGCGGUCCCGGUCCCACGAGAGAGCCCGUUAUGAGGACCCGACCCUCCGGAAUCGCUUUUCUGAGAUGUUGGAAGCGAGCAGCACCAAGUUACACCCAGAAGUCCCUGCCGACAAGAGCCUGAAGGCCAACCCCAGCUGGAAUCAAGGGAAAGCCACUGUCAAAAGCGACAAGUUCGUCUACGUAGACCUUCUCCGAGAAGAGCAAGAUGCUAAAACCGACGCCAGCAUGCCCAAACCUGGCUUCGCCGCCGAGACUGUCGGGCAGAGUGUCGAGCCCGCCAAGCCCACGACUGACCCGAGCCUGCAGCAGCACCGGGAUUUCAUCGCCCUGAGAGAGGAGUUGGGGCGCAUCAGUGACUUCCACGAAGCGUACACGUUCAAGCAGGCUCCGGGCCAGUCAGUUUUCGACUUAAGCAAGGAGAACAUUCCAGCGGGUACCAACAAAGAAAACCUAGGGAUGCCGGGUGCGACUUCGUUUCUCAAGCCACCGCUGGGGAGCGACAGCCCUGCCGUGACUUUUGGCAAAACCCCAGAGGAUCCCAAACCGUUCUGCGUAGGCAGCGCCCCGCCAAGCGCGGACAUCACCCCCACGUAUACCAAAGACGGAUCUGAUGAUGCCGAAUCGAACGAUGGCAAAGUUCUGAAACCGAAGCCAUCCAAACUGGCAAAGAGAAUCGCCAACUCCGCCGGUUACGUUGGUGACCGCUUCAAGUGUGUCACUACCGAACUCUACGCAGAUUCCAGUCAGCUCAGCCGAGAACAGAGGGCAUUACAGAUGGAAGGAUUACAAGAGGACAGUAUUUUAUGUCUACCCGCUGCUUACUGUGAGCGUGCAAUGAUGCGCUUCUCAGAGUUGGAGAUGAAAGAGAGAGAAUGUGGCCACCCAGCAACCAAAGACUCCGAGGUGUGCAAAUUCAGCCCAGCAGACUGGGAACGGUUGAAAGGAAACCAGGAAAAAAAGCCAAAGACAGUCGCCCUGGAGGAGGCCAUUGCCGACCAGAAUGACAGUGAGACAAGCAAGUAUAGCUCUGUAAACAAACUUGAUCCCUUUGAAGCUCCAGAGGACAAAGAUCUUCCUGUGGAGAAGUUCUUCAUGGACAGGCAGCCUCUGAACGAGCAGCCCACCGACCAGGUGGCCGCCGACGCCGACGUGACCCCCAGCCCUACCCUCCGGCUGGACCGAAAACGCAAAGUCUCAGGGGACAGCAGCCAAACGGAGACACCCGCGGAGGACCCGUCAGAGGACCCUCUGCUGAAGACCAAGCGAAGACGGGUCUCUAAAGAUGACUGGCCUGAGAGGGAAAUGACAAACAGUUCCUCUAACCACUUAGAAGACCCACAUUGUAAUGAGCUGACCAACCUGAAGGUGUGCAUUGAAUUAACAGGGCUCCAUCCUAAAAAACAACGCCACUUGCUGCACCUUAGAGAACAGUGGGAGCAGCAGGUGUCAGCCCCAGAGAGCAAAGCUGGCCGGCCAAGCAGGAAGGAAGUGACCCAGGCAGAUCCGCCUGAGGUCACUGCCCAGGGGAAUAACAUCACUGAAGAGAAACCUGGCAGGAAAAGAGCAGAGGCCAAAGGCAAUAGAAGCUGGUCAGAGGAGUCCCUCAGAUCCAACGAGAGCGAGCAAGGCUUGCCUGUGUUCUCCGGCUCUCCGUCUAUGAACGCAAAUGGCAAAAAGCAGACUCAGCCGAGCUGCACGCCAGCCUCAAGGCUGCCUGCCAAACAGCAGAAAAUUAAAGAAAGCCAGAAGACAGAUGUGCCGGGCACAGACGACGACGGGGAGCGCCAGCCCGCCUCCCUGCUGCAGAAAUACACCGACAGCGGCGAGAAGCCAUCAGGGAAACGGCUGUGCAAGACCAAGCACUUGAUAUCGCACGAGUCGAGGACAGGGCUGUCGCUGACCGGGGACUACUACGUGGAGAACACUGAUGGCAAGGUGACUGUCCGAAGAUUCCGGAAGCGACCGGAGCCGAGUUCAGAUUACGACUUGUCACCGGCCAAGGCUGACCAGAAGCCCUUCGACCGCCUGCAGCAGUUACUGCCAGCCUCCCAGUCCUCGCAGCUGCCGCGCGCCACUUCCCCUCAAGAGACCACCCAGUCACGCCCGAUGCCCCCGGAAGCCCGGAGGCUCAUCGUCAAUAAGAAUGCCGGCGAGACCCUCCUGCAGCGGGCAGCCCGGCUGGGCUACGAAGAAGUGGUCUUGUACUGCCUGGAGAACAAGAUUUGCGACGUGAAUCACCGAGACAAUGCAGGUUACUGUGCCCUACAUGAAGCUUGUGCCAGGGGCUGGCUCAACAUCGUGAGGCACCUCCUGGAGUAUGGCGCUGACGUCAACUGCAGUGCACAGGACGGAACCAGGCCUCUCCAUGAUGCAGUCGAGAAUGAUCACUUGGAAAUUGUCCGCCUGCUCCUCUCUUAUGGUGCUGAUCCCACUCUGGCUACGUACUCAGGUAGAACUAUCAUGAAAAUGACCCACAGUGAACUAAUGGAAAAGUUUUUAACAGAUUAUUUAAAUGACCUCCAGGGUCGCAGUGAUGAUGACUCUAGCGGCAGUAGCUCUUGGGAGUUCUACGGCAGCUCUGUGUGUGACCCAGAUGAUGAAAGUGGUUAUGAUGUUCUGGCAAAUCCCCCGGGACCGGAGGACCAGGAUGAUGACGAUGAGACCUCCAGUGACGUGUUUGAAUUUGAGUUUUCAGAAAGCCCACUCUUACCGUGUUAUAACAUCCAGGUGUCCGUUUCUCAGGGGCCACGCAACUGGCUGUUGCUCUCCGACGUGCUCAAGAAAUUGAAAAUGUCAUCCCGCAUAUUCUGCUGCAAUUUUCCGAACGUGGAAAUUGUCACCAUUGCGGAGGCAGAGUUCUAUCGGCAGGUUUCAGCCAGCCUCUUGUUCUCUUGCUCCAAAGACCUGGAAGCGUUCAACCCCGAAAGCAAGGAGCUGUUGGAUCUGGUUGAAUUCACAAACGAGCUGCAGGCAUUGCUGGGUUCCUCCGUGGAGUGGCUCCACCCUAACGACACGGUCCCUGAGGACUACUGGUGAGCGUGCCAUGCCCGCCGCCCGCCGUGUAUAGUGUGUUAUAGUGUUAACCCUUGUGCAUAUGUGUCAUAAUAUGACUAUUUCUAUAAAGAAAGGACACUAUUACAUAUGAAAAUAUCUCUUCUUUAUAUAAGAGAAAUGACUCCACUUGGAAGGACUUCGAAACCUGUUUUUUUUUCUUUUUUCUUUUUUUUUCCCUUUUUAAACUUCAAUCUGUUUUUAGGACGGUUUGUUAUAAUGUUUCUUUACUUUUAAACACACACCUGCUUUGGGGAUAUGUUUGUUUUUACCUGGAACAUUUUAUUUUUUUCUUUUUUGUUUCUUUUUUAAAGAGAAAAAAAACCGACAAAAAACGAGGAAAAGGAGCCCCACACUUUGACUUUCUUUCCUACAAAGCUCUGGAGACAGCAACCGUAACUGUUCUGCGUGUGCUCGGAAUUCUGUGGUUGGUUUGGGGAAGCAAAUUCGGUGAAGGCACUUGGUGAUAUUGUAAUUUUAUGUUUUGUUUACAGAGUACCUGCUCGGGCCAGGUAAAUGCUAUUGGAUGGGAUCCAAUAGUGUGUAAUAUAAAUUAAAACCAUAUCCACACGCAGCAACUAAUUGUAUGAAACUUUUAUGUCCUAAUUUAAAAGCUGUGAAAUUAGUUUUCACGCAUCAAACCGGAUUGUUUAUAUGUUGAAACAUUUUAUGCUCUUAUUUAAAGAAGACUUUGAGCUAUUUUUUUCUGUACCCUGUAAAAUAUUGAAAACUAACAAUAAUAUGUUGAGGUUGCUUGAAAAAUGUACAUAAGACUAAAAAUUUUCUGAAUGGUGUGUUUAUGUUUGAAAUCUGUGUUUUAACUUUGUAAGUAAAUUCUCUGCCUUUGUAUUUAUAUUUUACAAAAAUUUUCUUAAAAGGCAAUAAACCU
Choloepus didactylus (southern two-toed sloth) is the source of this 6669-nucleotide messenger RNA. It is a transcript of the gene BCOR, whose product is annotated as BCL6 corepressor. Gene Ontology annotation, cellular component: nucleus. Gene Ontology annotation, biological process: negative regulation of transcription by RNA polymerase II. The transcript has 15 exons. NCBI's taxonomy places the organism in Eukaryota, Metazoa, Chordata, Mammalia, Pilosa, Megalonychidae. The record is from RefSeq and is a predicted model, not a curated record. Gene Ontology annotation, molecular function: protein binding; transcription corepressor activity. Bases 504 to 5765 code for a protein of 1753 amino acids.